AUGGCGGUACUCGCGGCGAUACUGCCAGUGGUCUCUAGCAGUUCUUGCCUUGCACUUAAGUUAUAUCAAUUCGCUGCCUCGUCGCCCAAAGAGACCAAAGACCUCAUCAAAGUUGCAAAAGCGAUCAACAACUUUGCCUCGAUUCUGAAGCAAGUGGGGAUGAUCAUUAAAGAAGACGAUCGCUUACCUUCCUUUGAGGCUCUCGACGUACUGGAAGAUGUUACGGUGCAGUCUCAAACAGCACUGAAGAACAUUGAGGAUGAGACUGAGCUUCGUCGGAAUGAGCGAUACGGUGAAGGUGACGGAGUGCGACCAUCGAAGGAUCAGUCGCGAAACAGGCCGUUGGACGCGAAGUUGUCAUACUUUGCCACACAUCUCGAGUGCCUAAGAUUGACUCUGGCCGUUCUUCUGCAGACCUUGUACACCGCACAAAGUAUCAUGUGGUCAAAACUUCGUCCUACAGUAUCACCCAAGCAAGCGGCCAAAGCUGUGGCAAAUGAGAAGAUCCAGCUGCAAACACUUAUUGUCGAGCAGCAAAUGUCUAUCUUGUCUGCACAAAUGCUUUACUACCAGGUGCCUAGUCAGGACAGGAGGCUCUUGAUGGAAUCGGAUAGUUCUCAAAGUCUUGUUGCAACCGGACGUGAGAGCUCAUUGCCCGGUCCGAACCACCUUUAUCAAUACCAGGACGAACAUCUCGGAAGUCUUGAAACGUCUGGUUUCGCAGAAGAUGCAUGGUUACCAACUGUUUGUACCAUCGCCGGUCCGCGUACUGAACAAUUGCUAGAGAGGUGGACUAGUCUGCCAAAUUUCGAACAACGCCUCCUAGACGCUGAACGUAUGGCACGUACACAGAAGCACGAGAACAAGCAAGCAACAGUUGAAUCAGACAGCGGGGAAGAGAAUGUGAGGCAAAAGUACGGGCCUGACGGUGCAGGUCUGACCUCAUCACCACCUCAACGAGCUGGAAGUGUACAAACACUGUUCGCAGAUACAACCACCCUACCGAUUCCAGUACCAGGCACCAAAUUCGGUCCUACAGCGCCAAUGUCGCCAGCAGCUUCACCCAGGACGUCUCGCGCAACCUUUGAGAUUCCAACGUCACCACGCACCAGUGUAGGCAGCUUGCCCGUAGAAGCAGCGGCGGCGGCUAUAGCUAAGGAGGGAGACGAUGACCUAGAUCUAGAGAUCCCAUGGACUCUUCGCACUAGAAAGUACGAGUGGAGAUACGUCGAUGGUAAGGUGGUUGGCUCCAAUACGGACUUGCUACCAUCAACUGCACAUACUGAGAGACCUGCUCAGAACUGGACAGAAGUUAUGGCGAGUUGGGUCUGCAAAGAAGCUAUCCAGGAAGCAGGCUAUAAGGUCAAACAGGUGCAGAAAGAGAGGAAGGACGGGCGUAGAACAAAGUUUGACACCUGCUUCUGCAUUGAGCAGCCGCUCAAGUUCAGUCAGAUCAAACGCCUUGUUGAGCGGACCGUUGAUAUUUAUCGAAAGAACGUGACGCCAACACCACCACAGCCAGCGCCGCCUCGUUCGAGACGUACCUCCUUCGAUAGACCUUCUCCUGGCCCAUGCCCGAGCUAUCUGGCAAAGACGGCCGCUGCCCAACAUCGCGACAGGACGCCAACUGCAAGUAGACCGCAGCCGCUUCUCGAAAGGUCAUCCAGCAUCAUGACUUACCCUCCACCACCGCCACCUCUGGAUCGGUCAAUGUCCAUGCCCGGCCCAGGAAUGGUUCAUCCACCACCAUACCCACCGAGUAUCAACUCACAGACAUCUUCCAGGCCUAUGGCAAUGGCAAUACCCGGGCCACUGCUCACCCAGAACGCAAUGUCGAACAGCCACUUCUCUUCCUCACUACCACCACAGGGGCUGUACCGUCCUCAGAUGCAACAACCAUCCAACAGCCCGCAACACUAUUCACUUCCGCCUCCAGUCGGUCCUCUAGGUGGACCCCAAUACAACAACAAUCCCUUGCCGCCACACAUGCAGCCCUUCACCUAUCCCCAGGGCCCACAAUCACCCACGCGUCAGUCUCACCCCAUGUCCAGAGCGAUGGACAGGUAUGACGAUGACUCGAUGACUUCCGAUUCUGGAAGUGGAGAGCGGAGGAGACGCAGAUCGAAGUCGAGGAGAAGGUACGAUAGAGAUGCCGAUAAGAAGAAGCACAGCAAGAGUGCAGCGAUGGGGACUUUGAUGGGGAUUUCAGGGUUGACGGCGUUGUUAGAUGUGUGGGCUGUGAUUUGA
This is a messenger RNA of Didymella exigua CBS 183.55, 2247 nucleotides long. RefSeq lists its product as uncharacterized. Lineage: Eukaryota; Fungi; Ascomycota; Dothideomycetes; Pleosporales; Didymellaceae. The transcript has 3 exons. The coding region runs from base 1 to 2247 and encodes 748 amino acids. The record is from RefSeq and is a predicted model, not a curated record.